Messenger RNA from Cuscuta europaea, 3692 nucleotides. NCBI's taxonomy places the organism in Eukaryota, Viridiplantae, Streptophyta, Magnoliopsida, Solanales, Convolvulaceae. The record is from the annotation of a GenBank genome assembly.
UGUCCCUAGUUAAAACAUAGCUUCAAACGUAAGCAAUGGAGCGGUUUAAGGUCUGCGCACAACCUACGUACGUAUAUGCUUAAACUUGAAGCUACUCGUUUCUUCUCUAUAUAUAUAACCUCCAUAUUCCUGGCAUGGAGGGCCCCUUUCUUCUUCUGGCAUAUUUCCACUUUUCUCACAAUUUAGAUCCCACACGUCCUGGCCUUCUCAGAAUAUACCUUUCUUCCAAGAAUUAAUUCAAGAAUGUCCAACUUUUGCUUUUCUCCUUUUAGCUCUGCUUCUCUCAGCCAGACAUCUAACAGCAGUAAUCUAUUUGCGGGGAACUCUACUGGUUUGUUUGGAACAACUUCAUCAGCUCAGUCUCCUGUGUCAAUAUCACCUUCUUUUGGCGGAGCUUUCACACAGCCAUAUUCUACCAACAAUUUUGGCUGGGGAAGAGGUAAUGUAUUUGGUGGGAAUUCUACAGGUGUUUUUGGAACAACUUCAGCUCCAUCACCAUCUCUGCCAAUAACAUCUACUUGUGCUGGUCCUCCAUUUUCACCUUUUCAAAGCCAACCAAAUGCCAACUCCCCUUUCCCUUCUGUUCAUUCUUCAAACCUUUUCUCUCCUCAAACUCAAACACAAAACAGUGGGCUGACACAAUUUUCAUCAUUUGCCAGUAAACCGAAUGCUAAUUCUUCAUUUGCCACUCUUCAAUCGAAUCCGUUUUCAGCUAAACCAAAUGCCAGUUCUCCAUUCCCCUCAACUAGUUCAAAUUCCCAUUCUCCCUUUUUCUCAGUUCAGCCAAAUCUGUUUUCUUCUCAAAAUGAAACCAACAAAGGAGCCUGGGGAUUUUCACAAUUUCCUGUCCAGCCUAGUUCUAAUUCUUCUUUUCCCUCUGUUAGCCCUAAUCCGUUCUCUAAUCAGCCUCAAACUGCUGGAUUCAAUGGAUUUAAGGAUUGUUCUAGCAGCCAAUCGAAUGCCAGUUCUCCUUUUCCCACAGUUCAUCCAAAUCCGUUUUCUGCUCAGAAUCAAAGCAACAGAGGAGUUUCUGGAUUUGCGCAAUCUUGGAACCAGCCUAAUGCCAAUUCUCCUUUUACUUCGGUUAGUUCAAAUCCAUUUUGUAUUCAAACUCAAACAAGUGGAUUAAAUGGAUUUGUGAAUUGUUCUAGCCAGACAAAUGCUAACCCUUCCCUUUCGUAUCUUUCAAAUCCAUUUGCCCCUCAAGCAAUCCCUGCACCCACACCUUAUUCUUCUACUAAAAUGAUGGAUGAUGGAUAUUGUAAAUCCAUUUCUGCCAUGCCAUGUUACGCAAAUAAAAGCCACGAGGAACUCAGGCUCGAAGCCUACCAGCUUCAACACAAAAAGGAUGGAAAGGGAGCACUGCCACAGGCAGAAAUUGGUGGUUCCUCUCUGGUUCCUCCAGCGAACCCAACCAUCACAAACUCAUUUCCUGCUGCUGUUUAUUCACCAUUCAAUCCUCAACCAACAUCUUGGAAUCCUGUUCCACAAGUGGAUGCUCAACCAGUUCCUUCAAGCCUAUUCUCUCUACAGAAACCGCCAUUUCGUUCUUCUUCUUCUCCCCCCCUCUGGUCUUCAACAACUCCAUCAGUGAGCACUUCUGUUGCCCCCGGAUGGCUCACUCCUACUUCAGCAACAACACAAGAAAAUACUUUUGCAUCCAAAUUCUUUUCACCUGUUUCUGAUUCUUCCAAUUCAUCCCUUAAGUUUACUCCUCAAUCUACCUUGUGCCGGAAUUGCAAUGGUAUCAAAGGUCAGACAUCUCAGCCGUCCUCAAUUGAACCAAGUACACAGCCUUCUCCCAAUCAGCCGAACCCGUUGUGCAUUCAAAAGACUGCAGGGGAGCUUGCGGAAGCUCCCUAUUCAACUCCUCAGGCUCUACAGAUGACAUCUAUCCAUCCUGCAUCUAUUAUUUCAGUUCAGUAUGGGAUUUCGUCUUUAUCAGUUUCUGACAAGGCAGCCCCAACAGGAAGAAGAUCCUCCUCUCUCAUAGUUCGACAUUCAUCUUUGAGUCGAUCUAAGAUGCCUACUCUAAGAUACAAUAAGGAUGACAAUGUUUCAAGAGUUCCGUUUUUCACGGCUGGUGAGGGAAAGUCAACAGGAGGUGCAAAGAUGAACUUUGUAAUAUUUCCAAGAGAAAAUCCAAGGUCUUGGAUUCAUCCCCCAGCAAAAGAGUGUUCCCAAAGUCAUAGUCCAAAGAUAUUUCCUGAUAUGGAGCAUACAUCUAUCACUCUCUGUGAGAGUGGAAAUGUCAUGGUAGAGAUGUCUACUUCAGCUUCAACUUCCUCUUUGCAUAUAGAUACUUACAUCCAAGAUGGUAAGCCAUAUUGUAAAAGCAUAUAUCAACAUCACCGUCUAAUAGAGAGUGUAAGAGGGAUCUAACACUUGACCUCCUAAUUUAGGAGAGUAGAAGGUCUUUAAUGUUCUAUUAUUAAAAAUAUGAUAAACACAUGAUUAUAGAAAAAUAGUAUGACUAAAUGACAAAUAUGUCCUUCAUCAGUUAUCUCUAUCAUUUAUUAGUGUUUAGCAUAGAAUGAGAGUAUAAGGGCAAUAUUUUAAGAGUAAAUAAUGCUGAAAUUUUUGAACAAACUCUUUUUUAAAUAAAAAGACUCCUCUUAGAGAACAUCUGGAAUAAAUGCAUUAUAUUUUUUUGGUAUUUAGCGGGAUGCUAUGAUUCGGAAAAUCUUUGGCAUGUUGUAAUAAAAAAUGCUACUACUACUCUCAUACUACCUGCAUUUGGUUCUUAAUUUCUUAUAAUCAUAUAACUAUUUAAGAAAAUGCAGGUAAAUCCACACAAGUACACCCAGCCAAAGAAAGCCAAAUUGACACAUGCGAAGCAGUGAAUAAUAAACAUGACAUUGACGUUGAUGCCACUAUGCCGACGCUAAGAUCCGAGAAUUACUAUACAGAACCUACCAUACAAGAAUUGACAGCAAAGGAAAAGGAAGAACCGGGCUUCUGCAGAAGUGUUCAAGAUUUUGUGAUCGGAAGGCAGGGUUGUGGUUCCAUCAAGUUUAUAGGCAAGACGGAUGUUCGUGGGCUUGAUCUUGAUGCUUUGGUCAAAUUCAACCACCGUGAGGUGAUGGUGUACAUGGAUGACGACAGCAAGAAACCUGAAGUUGGAAGAGGUCUCAACAAGCCCGCUGAAGUGACACUUCUUAAUCUACAGUGUGUUGACAAGAAGACGGGCAAGGUUUACAGAGAUGGACCGUUGGUUGACAAGUACAAAAAUCUGCUCAUAAGAAAGUCAGCUGAGCAAGGUGCAGAGUUUGUUUCUUAUGAUCCAGUGAAAGGAGAGUGGAAAUUUAAGGUCAAGCACUUCUGAAAUGUUUAAUGAUGAGUUUUAGACUUUUUCAUGAGUUCUUCUUUUGAUUCUGUAUUAAAAAGGUGUAUAGGUUAUAAAGUCAUUUGGGUUAGAUUUGUCUAUUUAAGUUGUGAAUUAUGAUGGCUGUUGGCUUAGUCCAUAUUUUGGCUUUGAUUGUUGGUUUAGUCCAUAGUUUUGCUUUAAUUCUUCAAUUUGGUCUGUCUUGUAAAUUAUCUUUGAAGGUUAUAAUCUCCACAGUGCUUCUGAACUGAUCUUCUAAUCUUUAUUGUGCCUCUAAGAUAUCUUCAUGGUUCUUCAAAGUGCUUCUAAGAGGCUUUUAUUGUAUUCUCAAAAUUGUAAGUGAUACUGUGAUAGUAUCUAGUCAUUA